Molecule: messenger RNA, 633 nt
Organism: Plasmodium malariae
Lineage: Eukaryota; Apicomplexa; Aconoidasida; Haemosporida; Plasmodiidae
Source: the annotation of a RefSeq genome assembly
AUGGGUAAAAAAGUAAAUCCUUUAAUAUUUAGAAGUUUUAUUUAUAAAAAUUAUAUAAAUAAUUUUUAUUUUAAUAUAUAUAAAAGUAAUUAUUAUUUAAUUAAUAUAUUAUUAAUAUAUUUUUUAUAUAAUAUAUAUAUUUUUAAGUAUAAUAUUUAUAUUAAUGUUAAUAUAAAUUUUUAUGUAAAUAAAUUUAUAAUUUUAUAUUUAAUAGAUAAUAAUAUAGUGAAUAAUAUAUAUAAUUUAAAGUAUAUUUUUAUUUUAUUGAAUUAUUUUAAUUAUUAUUAUUAUAAAUAUAAUAAUUAUAUAUGUUAUUUAAAAAUUAAAUAUAUUAAUUAUGUUAAUAUUUAUAUAAUAAUGUUUUAUAUUAAAAAAUAUUAUAUUCAAUAUAAAUCUUUUAAAUUAAUAUUAAAUUAUUUAUAUAAUAAUUUAUUAAAAAAAUAUAAUUGUAUUAUAAAAGGGUUAAAAAUAAAAUUUUCAGGAUGUUUUAAAAAUAGUUUAAAAACUAAAACUGAAGUAUAUAUGUAUGGUAUUAUGAAUUUAAAUACAUUAGAUAAUAAUAUAAAAUAUAUUAAUGAUAUAAUAAAUACUAAAUAUGGUAUUUUAAGUAUAAAAAUAUGGAUAAAUUAUUAA